GCGGGGCGGCCCGGCACUCCCCGCCUUUCCGCGGCUCUCCGUCCCCCUCCGGCGAGAUGUUAUGGCCGAGCCGGCGCAGACGGGCGGCGUAGGGCAGGGCGGGCGGCGGGAGGAUGAGGCGGCGGUGGCGGCGGCGCCGGCGGCCGCCGCCGCCCCCAGCUCGGAGGACUACGAGUGCAAGAUCUGCUACAACUACUUCGACCUGGAGCGGCGGGCGCCCAAGCUGCUGGAGUGCCUGCACACCUUCUGCCAGGAGUGCCUGAGCCAGCUGCACCUGCGCGCCGCGCAGCAUCCCCCCGCCGCCGGCGCCGAGCCGGGCCCGGGGCGCUCGCCCGGCGGCUCCCUGGCCUGCCCGCUCUGCCGCCACCGCACGGCGCUGCCCGACCACCGCGUCCACGGCCUCCCGGUCAACACCAAGCUGGCCGCCGCCUGCCCGCCGCAGCUGCGGGCCCGCGACCCGGUGCCGCAGGACCGCCUGCCGCCGCUGCCGCCCCGCCGCCCGCCCCGCGCCCGGGAGGCGGCGGCCGCGCUCGCCCCGCCGGCCCCCGCCCCCGCCGGGCCGCGCUCCUCGGGCGGCGGCUACGAGAGCUGCCAGAGUUGCAAGCGGGCGGCGCUGAGCGCCGGCUGCGUGUGCGUCGUCGUCUCCUUCCUCUCCAUGGUGGUGCUGCUCUUCACCGGCCUCAUCUUCGUCAACCAGUACGGCGGGGACGCCGCGCCCGGCGCCGCGGCAUCGCCGUCGCCGGUGGGGCCCAUCUGCCUGUCGGUCGCCAGCAUCCUCGCCCUCUUCUCCGUGGUCGUCACAUGGCUCAUCUGCUGGCUCAAGUACCGGCCCGAGGCGGCCACCGGCGGGGCCACGGCCAACGGCACCGCGCGGGGCCGGGCCGCCCGCAGGAGCGACACGUAGCCCCGGCCGAGCGGGACCGGACCGGACCGGACCGGGCCGGGCCGGGCCGAGCGCGGCCGCUGCUCCGGGAGCCCCGGGCCGGGGGCUGGCGGCGGCGGGGGAGCGCACGGGCGGGGCGGUGACAGGUGGCAGCCCUGCCGCGGCCCAUGGCACGGUGGAGGCGAUGGGGAUGGGCUGCAGGGUGACCCGGAGAGGGGUCACGGAGGGUCCGGCCGCUCAGGAGGGAGGACAGGGCGCGCCUUGCCGGCAGAGAUGGCUGGAAGGGCCUCCCUGGGGAGCUGGAGCUUGGGAUGUGCGCGGUCCCCGCCUCUGCGGGAGCGCAGCCCGGGCGCUGAGCUCCUGAUGCAGAAGGACACAAUCGCGAUUAAAGAAAACUGGCUUACUGUUGCCCCCACCUGGAAGAUAAUUGGAGAGGUUCACUGUGGUUAGGAGCAGAACAGGAACGCGAUGUUAAAUGCGCUUUGUUUUUUCCCUUUUAUGACGUUAACAAGUUAACAUAUAGAAGAAGCUGUAAAAAAGUGUAUUAUCUUAAAAGAGACUCGGCCAAAGUUUCCUACGGUGUACUGAGUAUGGUUUCAUUAUAAUUUUAUUAGAAGGCUGUUAAGCCCUCUGAUGGUUGCUUAAAAGAAGCUGUAUUAUUUAAUUCUUUGAAAUUCUAAUUUAAUGUGGGAGACUAAAACACUACACUGAACACUUAAAAAAAUUCUGGAAGAUUAUUUCAUUAAUGGAGCUCUAAAAUAGAGCUAAGAUACUCCUGUCAUAGGGAUUAAUAUUUCACUGGCCACUGAUUUCAAUUUUUAUGCGUUGAGAGGAGCCCACAUUAAAGUAUGGACUUUCAGCAUCACUGUAAAAGUGGAAUGCACUAGUGUAAUUUGUGAUUGAAAAUUCGGUCGAGGUAGCUGUAGUAAGACGGUGGUUUUCCCUCUUGGUAAGUUUAUCUUCUGUGUUGGGAGUUUCUGUAACAGACAGUAGAAAACGGUUUUGCUCUGUGAGGUUGGGACAUCAAAGGUGUCUUUGAAAUGUGACGAGAUGUUGGUGAUAUGAAUGGAAAAACAUUGCCAUCCAGCUGGUUUUGUAGUAUAUUAAGGAGAGCGCUCUAUAUAGAUACUGUUCUAUGUUGCAGGAUAAUUCAUUUGGUGCCUGAAUUUUUUAAACUUAAUUAGUUGUUAUAAUCUAUUCUAUCGGGAAUAAGAUAAUGCUGCUUAUUCCGUGUUUCUACACAGUACUGUAAUGGAAUGAGGUAAUUAUUUUCGUGCUUAACAAUUCAAGAAUUUUAAAAGUGAUCUUUUAGUAUGUGUAUUUUGCAAGCUGUCUGCAUGAUAAUUCUGACAAGUAUCCUCUUAAUAGACCUUUACUUGACCACUUCUGUUUAUCACAAGUGCAAAGAAAUUGACUGUAGAAAUGUAAAGACAGCAGGUGAAGAUGUGUGAUGUGUUUUAUGACUGCACAAGUGAUGUGUGCUGCGCAAUGUCUUGAUUAUCACAAAUGUGUGAAAAACAACCCCCUGACACCCAAGAAACCCCACAAACCAAGCGGUGUUUGUAUAGACUCUGAUGAUGGACGCAGUUUGUGGAAACAGUAGAUGAUUUUUGUGUCACUUAUGUCUAUUGCAAAAGAUCCGCACCAGCCUUUUGAAGUUGUAUAUCACAAUAUAAAGGCCCUGAGGAGAUAAAUUACUGGGAUCAACUGUGGCUCUGACCGAGAUUUGUGUAUUUAGACCAGUGUUUUCCAACUUGGAGUUGCUCGUUAGCUGUCUAAAAGGUUAUGCCUCCUAAAAUCAGGCCUGACCAUUAGCCCCUGUUGACUUCAGCAGUAGUUGUAGAUGUUCUGCACCAAAGAAAAUCACAAGACUUUUAUUUAAGCAUCUAAAUGAGAAUUUAGGUGUUUGACUUCAGGUACAAAUAUUUGAAAAUUUGGGCCUUAACCUCUGUGUUCUUCAGUUAAUGCAUCUGUAAAGUUUGAUAAUAGCCUUGACCUACCUCACAGGCAAGAUGUGAGGCUUUAUUUAUUAAUGUUUUUAAGCAAUUGGAGAUCCUUGAAGAGGAGGUGCUAUAGAAGUGAAAGUAUUAUUGUAAAUGAUACUGUAGUAGGAAUAAAUAUAUGUAAAUUAAUGGACAUAAACAGCAGCAAUGUUUUCUAAGAAAAAUAAAUAUAUAAAAUAUGUACAUGUGUACAUCAUAUACACCAA
Messenger RNA from Poecile atricapillus (Black-capped chickadee), 3092 nucleotides. RefSeq names its product RING finger protein 223 (gene RNF228). The transcript has a single exon. Lineage: Eukaryota; Metazoa; Chordata; Aves; Passeriformes; Paridae. Gene Ontology annotation, biological process: protein ubiquitination. The coding region runs from base 62 to 904 and encodes 280 amino acids. Gene Ontology annotation, molecular function: ubiquitin protein ligase activity. The record is from RefSeq and is a predicted model, not a curated record.